AUGGCACCCGAAAUCGUGCCCAGCAGCCCGCAGGGGCAGGCCUUGCAGGCGGCCAUCCAGAAGCAGCUCGCCUUCCUCGGGUGGAGCACGGAGGACGACCCUGUCAUGGCGGAGUACUGCGUGGUCAUGCUUGGCAACCGCAAGACGGCUGAGCAAAUCUCCACCGAGCUGUCCGACCUGAUUGGCGGCGAUUUUGACGCCUCCUUCGUGACCUGGCUCUUCGACGAGGUCAAGAAGCACUACCCCGAACCCUCCUCCGCCUCGUCCGCACCCUCUUCUUCCAUUCCGACUGGUCCGUCCGGCUCCGCGUCGCAUUCCGGCGCAGGCGCGAACGGCAUCCCCUCGCGACCACCCGGUCCCAUUGGCGGCGGACGUAACGUCUUCGGUGCAGCCGUGACGGGCGUCAAGCGCGGUGCGAGGGAGAUUGACGGUCCCGAUGGAGGCGAGAGGCAGCAGAGGCAGAGGUUCGACGCACCGACGGGUCCGAAGGGCGGGAAGAGCUUGUACGACCGGGUCAACGGCAACAACCCGCAGUUUGCGCCGGGGCGGAACAUGGGGCCGGUCAACAACACGGGCAUGCCGCAGCCUGCGUUCGAUGCUAUCACCCAAGCGGUCAACGCCAUUCUUGCCGGUGCACACCCGUCAAUCCUCGCCAACAUCCCCUUCCCCGCUCUCACCGCCCACCCUCUCUCCGCACGUCUCCCGCCGCACAUCAUGGCGCAAGCGCAAGCGAGCGCCGUCGCGCAGGCUCAGGCUCUCGCGGCGAUGCAGAACGUCUGGAGUAACCCGGCUGGCGGUUUCCCUGGACCGGGCGGUCCCGGCGGUCCUUUCAACCCGAACGCUCCUCCCUUCCACCCUGGCGGUUUCGGCGGACCCCGAGGCGGACCUCGCGGUGGCCCGCCGCCCAAGCCCGCAACUCCGCCCGUCGUCCUCCCCUCCAAGCCGCUGCAAGAGGCGCUUUGCAAGCACGCGACCGAGUGCACGAAGCCGGCGUGUCCGUAUUCGCACCCGAGCCCCGUCGCGACGAAGGAGAGUGGGCUCGUUCUGAGCAGCGAGCCGUGCGAGAAGCAGCUCAAGUGCGAGGAUCCGGACUGCCCCAAGUCGCACGUCUCGAAGGCGCAGAAGACCCACCCUCCCUCCGCCGUCUCUUCCGCCGACGGCCCCAUCGCUCCUUCCGCCCCCAUUUCCCGACCUCCCGCUGGCCCUCCUCCCGCCGCUCUCCCCGGCGCAGGCGAGAAGCCGUGCAAGUUCGGCUCCGCCUGCACCCGUCCCGGCUGCGUCUUCCUCCACCCCUGGGACAUGCGCAGCGACUCAGGUCAGGUCCCGUGCCGCUACGGCGCUGCGUGCACCCGUGCCGACUGCCACUUCUCCCACCCUCCUCACCGACCGGCGCCUUACAACCGCGCCAAGUACUCCGCGACCUUCAACAAACCCGCCAACGCAGGCUCGUCGCCUUCGCCCGCCGCUGCGGGCGUCAAGAAGGAAGGAGCGAUCGGCGAGUGGCCGAAGGAGAGCGCUGAGCACGUUUCGGAGCGGUUGAAGCGCUUCUCGGGCGGCGAGGCGGGCAAGGACGAUGCGGAGCGGAUUGUGCCGGGUCAGCAGGGCGGCGGCGACGACCACAAGGUCGAGAUCCACCUAGACGACGAGGACGAGAAGAAGGACGGCGCGGGCGCGACGGCCGAGAAGGUCAAGGAGGAGGUCAAGGCGUGA
Messenger RNA from Rhodotorula toruloides NP11, 1710 nucleotides. Its product is annotated as nuclear polyadenylated RNA-binding protein Nab2. Gene Ontology annotation, molecular function: poly(A) binding. The transcript is spliced from 6 exons. Gene Ontology annotation, biological process: regulation of mRNA stability. Bases 1 to 1710 code for a protein of 569 amino acids. Lineage: Eukaryota; Fungi; Basidiomycota; Microbotryomycetes; Sporidiobolales; Sporidiobolaceae. Gene Ontology annotation, cellular component: nucleus; cytoplasm. The record is from RefSeq and is a predicted model, not a curated record.